Molecule: messenger RNA, 1722 nt
Organism: Cladocopium goreaui
Lineage: Eukaryota; Dinophyceae; Suessiales; Symbiodiniaceae
Source: the annotation of a GenBank genome assembly
AUGACAUGCAGCUAUGCAUGGUGCUGGUGUGCAGGACCUGUGCAUGAGUCCCUGCAAGCUGGUCGGUUCAUGCCUGGGAAUGGGAACUUUCCCAUUGGGAAAAUUGGCGAGAAGGAUUUGAAGUUAUUCCGUACCCGUAGUGAGUUGCCGGAACCUGAAAACAAGCCUGGUGACACUAGGAAGCCUUCUGGGCCUGUGAAUGAUGAGGUAGGGGACACUCUUCGGGAUGAGUCACCAGCUACAACCGUUCCAGGCCAUCCAGCAGGUGGCAAAAGUAUGCCUCCGCCACCCCCACCAAUGUCUACCAGGUCCAGUCCACCAUCCCCUGUUUCGAGCUUGAGAUCUAUGGGCACUUCUAGUAGCGAUGUGAAGUCCAAGAAUUCUACGAAGUAUGACAAGUACAAGGAUGGCAGAGAGAAACUUCGAGAGAUGUUCUUGAAAUGCGGGAGUUUCGGGAAGCUUGAGCUAGAGGUUGCCAAGAUGAACCGGCAAACGGCAGCUAACACCUUGAUGGGAGGUUGGCAUAAUGAGGUGUCCCUGAGAGAGAUUAAGAAAUGGGACGCGGACAUGAUAGCUCACUCGAAAGAGUGGGCGCGAAGUCGUGGUCUUCUGCAGAAGAAUGAAGUUCAUGGAAAAGAGGAAUGGAAGAUCCCAACUGACCGGGAGUUCAUGUUCAAGAAUGAAACCGAACAAAGUUCUACAGCUCGUGGCUCCAUGGAAGUGGAGGACAGCGAUGGCACUCUUUUUCUGAAUGAAGUCACUGAAGAGUAUGCUCUGCGGACUGGUACUUCAGGUGAGGAAACCAACCACGCCCAGACUGGUGCAGUCGGUGCUGCGGCCAAUGCCAAGACAUUGGCAUUCCCUGUGCUUCAGACCAACCAGGAUGUAUACAGUCUCUUGGCAGUGUAUAUCGAGCUCUCUGGAAAGAAGGUUGAUAAGACAACGGAACUUGAGGACAAGCUGAAGGCGAUGAAUCUUGACCGAGCCACUGAGUGUCUUGGCAAAGACCAACUUGGUGGACAGAUCAAUGCCCUGUCUUUGCCCUUUAGGAGCAUCAAGCCACCGAAGGCUGCCGAUGCCAAAUCAAAAGCUAGCAAGAAGGACAAGGACACAGGUGUUGCGCAGCAACAAGAAGACCUGGACCUUGACAAGGAAUUUGGUGAAGCAUUAAUUGGACAAUUGGAUUUGCUCAACAAGAUUGCUUCUGCUGGCCGUUCGCAGACGAAUGCCUGCCGCAACCUUCAUUCCCUCAUUCACAGGGCUGGUAUCAUCUUGCCCCUUCGAAUUCACACCGUUGAGAUUCCAGUGAGACGGAAAAAACCCAAGCUUCGCAAACAGUGGGUGCACUAUCCGGUGAUUCUUCCAAGGCACUCGAUGUGCACCCGCUUCCUCUAUGCAGUGCUACCAUCAGAACUCUAUUGGGGAGACCAAACCCUGAGAUACUUGAACCAAUUCUUUGCUGACGACCUGUUGAAGCUGUAUGAGGUUGCCGGGCAUCAGAUCUAUGCAUGCGUGAUUGGUGUCAAAGGCGAUUGGCCUUACCUGCGGAAGGAUUGGUUUGACAUGCGGCCUGAUGCACCAUGGAAGUUGGAAACUCUAGAGGACUGCGACAGUCCGUACAAGCCUGGAGGUACGCCGUUCUUUGUGCUUCCAGGGUUGACCUCACCAGCCCGGGUGAUGAUCGAUUCGGCACAUACGUGGCAUAUAGGGAACCCUAACUAA